AAUUUCAUCUUGGAUGCUGUCUAUGAACCGGGAACGCGCAUAUCCAGAGCAGAAAUUGCGACUAUUUUGGAUUUAUAAAAAGGUAAGAAUUCUAAAUGUUGGCCUAUAGCAGCGGUAACUGGUAACUGUGCUAAGCCGGGCGAAUAACUGAAAACAGCUCAAUUGACGGCACACACCCACUCAACGCCUUUCACACCUCGCUCGAACAAAUAAACACUGCUGAUAAUAGUAGUGAGGCGAAAACGAAGCGAGGAAAAAUAAUGUAGGUAAAAGGAAAAAAAUCAAUUUCAGCGCGAAAAAAGAAAGCCAUGAAAUGUGCAAUCGCCACAAAAAAAAAAAGCAGAAAAAAACUGCAACUGUCAACGGGACACAAAAAACUUUGUUGUUUACAAUUUGGCGUCGUUGUUGUUGUUGCUGUUGCCUUUUGGCUUGCAGCGCUUGCAAAAUAUUGAAUUCAAUUUAAAGCGCAAGGGGCGUUCAUAAAUCUCCGACAAUUGUUGUUGGCGGAGCAAGAGAGGAUCGGGUAUUGUGAGUGGGGGAGAAGUAGAAAGGUGCACAGUAAAAAUUUCUAUUUAUUAUUCAUUUAUAUUUUAAUACUUGAAAUACAUUUUUCAUGAUAAUAUUCACUAUUGUGACUACAAACAUGGUCUUAAAAUUUAAAUUUCUACGAAUUAUUUGAUUAUUUUUUCCAUGAUGAAUAAUAUAAUAAUUAAUAUUGAGGAUGUCUUGCCUUGUCUUUGAAAUAAUCUUUUGCCACUGUGCACUUCAGGGCAGGCAGGGAAACGGUGAAAGAGUUAAAGUCGGAUUAUGGUCAUGCACUUACUCCCGAUGCCAAAACCUUCCCUUCCACUCAUUGUCCGCCGUCUCAUCCGCUCAACUCAUUUAUUCCUUUUGAUUGCCGUCGUGCGAGGGAGAUGGAUGGGAGGGGAGAUCGUAAACUGUCAGCGCAAUUAAAAUAAAUUGAAACUGAACUUUUGUGUAUACAGUGAGAAAAUACCACAAGAAGAGACGUACAAAUAUUAAAUGUUAAAUAUUUUCGUAUGAAAAUUCUUUUUUAACAAUUUAAAAUGCAUUUUGGUUUAGGGUUAUAAAGAAAACUAUUUUGAUGCCUAAAUAUUUUUAGAAGAAGGUCCUUAGUCUUUAAUUUAAUUAGUUAAAAAUUAAGAAGUAAGAUUUUUAGGACAAAUAUAUUCUGGAUGGAUCAGUACAUACAAUUUCUCUUGAAACUUAAUUUGGAAUUUAUCAAUAUAUUUUUAACAUUAAAUAACUUUCACAAUAUUAUCUUAUUUGAUUUAAUGAUGAAAGUUUUUACAUUUUUCUGCGUGCUGAAAUAAAAUUUUCCGCAACUUUUCCCGCCCAGCAGCUGUCGCAUAAUUCAUCAACUAUUUAGGCGGCAGUAAAAGGAAAAUUGAAGAAAAAUUUGCGUGUGUGUCGCAAAAAGUUUUUCAUUUUUAGCAUCAUGAUUGUUUGGAGGGAUGAGCGCAGAGAGGAGGAAUUGCUGGCAGAAAGAUUUAGAAGAUGGAGCAGCAGAGCAGGAACUUUUGCCUGGUAGCCGGGGCCAGAAAACGUUUGCCUGCCAUGGCCAUGGGCAACUAAAUGAACGUUCCACCGUACUCGGUCCUCCAUCCUCUGUCCGUUGUCCGUACCUUGCUGUCCGUUCCGUCCAAUGUCUAACCCGUCUCUUUCCCUUAGCCAUGCCCCGUCUCAUUCUGUGCGGUUACCUUCCUUCGCUGCUCGUAUCUCAAAUUGUUCAACUUCAUCAGCAAAAAGUAAGGGAAAAGAUGCUGCCGCUGCCGGUGAUUGUGAAUGUGGAUGUGGCUCUGCAUGUGGCUGUGGAUGUGCUGCCAAAUCACACCAAGUCAGGCUACCCCUUGUCCCCUAUUCCCAAUGCCCAACCCCCUACCCCGUUCUCCUCACUCCCCAAGUCGAUUGUCAUGAGUCUGAGCCGAGACUCUUUGCUUUUGUCCUUUUUGUUCUCCAGCAGCAGCAUCGGUGGAAUAUAAGACCCCGAGGACCCAGAGCACUUGAGCCCGGUGCCCGAGUUGAGGAAGUCAAGGGAGAUAAGGGAAGGGGCUAAGCAGGCGGAGUUAAGCGGAUGCAUAAUACGGAAAAAUGUCUUGAAAACAAGAAGGGAAUAAUGCUACACUUCUCAGAUUGGAAGCUUGGGAUACACUUCAAUUUAGAGUAGAGUAAAAACUAUUAUUUUUCUUGGAUUAAAUAAGUAUUUCUAUAAUUGAAAGGUAAUUUAAAGAUAUUUUCUUAUUUAUUGCAAUUAUUAGGAUUUUCUUGUUUAAAGUUUUAAAAUCAAUGCAGUCACUUAGAGCUGCAAAGAAAAAUCAAUAAAAAGUAAAGUGGGAGUACAUUUGUAGCAGAAUCAAUCCAGAUCCCUAGCUUGUCCAGUCAAAAUUUCAGCCCCCGGCGCUCCCGAGAAAUGGCUCUCGUUCAGAUAGAUGAGUGCGAUUUCCACGCCCAUCGCGACGCCCAGCAGAUGGUGGACACGUGCCAGGACUUUGCAGACCACCUGAUCGUGGCCGAGUUCCUACCACACAGCCGCUGGGUGGCCUACAUCAAUAUUCGCACCCUGGAGCAGGUCAUCUAUUGCGUGGAACUCAGUCUUAACGGCUAUCGGAUCGUGGCCUAUGACUUUGAUAAUGUGGCCGAUGAGGUGGCAAACUGUGACACCGUCUACCCCUCCGCUCACCAGCUCCUUGCUGCAAUAAGUCCACUGUAUGCGGAGAUAUAUGGGUUUGGGCGAGUUCCCCUAAAGAAUAUCGGAAGAUAGAUGGGAGCUGCUGCUGGGGGCGUGGCAGGUGCAAAAAUUUGUCUGCUAAUUGCUAAUUGCCGCCCCGAAAAGUGAUAAUUAAACGUUUUGCGCAGGUAAAUGACUUGAUUGCCAUAAUAAAGCCUGCAGCUUUGGGUUGUA
Messenger RNA from Drosophila kikkawai, 2923 nucleotides. RefSeq names its product protein GSKIP homolog. NCBI's taxonomy places the organism in Eukaryota, Metazoa, Arthropoda, Insecta, Diptera, Drosophilidae. Gene Ontology annotation, molecular function: kinase regulator activity; protein kinase A binding. The record is from RefSeq and is a predicted model, not a curated record. Gene Ontology annotation, cellular component: cytoplasm. Gene Ontology annotation, biological process: regulation of canonical Wnt signaling pathway.